AUGCUCUGGGUCCCGGCACUGAAGACCAAAAAGAGGGAGACUUCUGAUAUGGAAGACCUAGAGGUCCUAGGCAGCAUUGCUUUUGAUUUGCAGAUAAACAAGGAAGAUCGAAUUAAAAAGGCAUUUGUUUCAUUAGUAGACAAAUUAGGUACACCUGAAUUUCUUCCUGAAUACUCCGAACUCUAUCAGUAUAUUCUUACUCUUGCCAAAGUCAAAGAACAAGCCGAUCUUCUGUGGCCAGGCUCCCUUAUAGAAGAAAUCUAUCCAGCUCUUUCAUCCAGCUGUCCUUUUCAAGAUACUUCAGAUACUCCACUUGCCUUCACUGAAAUUGCCACUACUAAUGUCCAUCACAAGACAUCUGAACUUGAUUCAACGCCGCAUUUGGUUUAA
Molecule: messenger RNA, 390 nt
Organism: Nematocida homosporus
Lineage: Eukaryota; Fungi; Microsporidia
Exons: 1
Coding region: 1-390 (129 amino acids)
Source: RefSeq, a predicted model, not a curated record